Molecule: messenger RNA, 732 nt
Organism: Neogale vison (American mink)
Lineage: Eukaryota; Metazoa; Chordata; Mammalia; Carnivora; Mustelidae
Gene: CYSTM1
Product: cysteine rich transmembrane module containing 1
Exons: 3
Coding region: 210-518 (102 amino acids)
Cellular component (GO): extracellular exosome
Source: RefSeq, a predicted model, not a curated record
UCGGUGCUCGGGGCAGACCUGACGUCAGGCUCGCGGCUGCUCCUCUCUCGCUCGGUGGCAGGUGCGGUGCAUCUGGUGCAGUCUCAUCUGGUCGGGUCAGGUCUACCAAACCAGUGCCCUACGGAUUCGAGAAGAGGAGAGGUGAGUCGGGGCGGACGCAGGCCCAGCCAAGCUGGAACCGGGGAGCGGGUACACUCUGCAGGUCCCUGAUGAACCCAGGGAACCCUCCACCGUAUCCGGGCCCUGGUCCGACGGCCCCGUACCCACCUUAUCCACCACAACCAAUGGGACCAGGGGGCUGCCCUCCAGGACCAAUGGGGGGACCCUACCCACCUCCUCAGGGGUACCCCUAUCAAGGAUACCCACAGUAUGGCUGGCAAGGCGGACCUCAGGAGCCUCCUAAAACCACAGUGUAUGUGGUGGAAGACCAAAGACGGGAUGACCUGGGCCCAUCCACCUGCCUCACAGCCUGCUGGACUGCACUCUGUUGCUGCUGUCUCUGGGACAUGCUCACCUGACCAGCCCGACCUUCCUGUCCUGCCAGUUCUGCCACCACCUUCAACAGGUGUGCCUACCCCAUCUCUUCUGAUUGCUGAAAUAAAUGAAAAUGACUAGCUCUGCACAGACACUUCUACCUUCAACACAGUGGGAUUCUAGAUUAGCAGGGGUUGCACUGCUGUUUAAUUCAGUGACUUUAUCUUUUUAAUGUUUAAAAUCCAUUUCUUAUUGGCC